UUUGUAUUUUCCCCGUCUCAUGCCCGAAUAUGUGGCACUUACUUCCCCCCAGUCGCGACGAUAUGCUUGUUCGUCUAAGAGUUCCUCUCCUUUGCAGACUACACUUGUACAGCUUGAGGAUCAUUCGACUCAUCACUGAGCAACCAUGGCAGACUUCCAGACCAUCGCAAAGCAGUUCACAGACUACUACUACAGCACAUUUGACAAUGACAGGAGUCAGCUCGCCGCGUUGUAUCGGGACGGAUCCAUGAUGACCUGGGAGGCGACACCUCAUCAAGGAUCAGCCGCUAUCAUUGAAAAGCUCAAGUCUCUCCCGUUCCAAUCCGUUCGACAUGCCAUCACUACGCUGGAUGCUCAACCCGCAUCUCAAAACGAAGCAUCCAUCAUGUGCAUGGUGACCGGUCAACUGAUGGUUGACGACGGACAAAACGUCUUGCAGUACUCUCAAACCUUCCACUUGAGACCCGAGGGCUCGAGCUAUUAUGUCCAGAAUGACAUUUUUAGAUUGGUGUACGGUUAGGCUCCUCAUUUACGUCCACCAGGCAGAGACGAGCAAGGCAUCGCCUCUCGAUCACACCCAUCUACAGGUCGUACGUCGUGAUAUGCAUUAUA
Messenger RNA from Kockovaella imperatae, 612 nucleotides. RefSeq lists its product as hypothetical. The transcript has 6 exons. Gene Ontology annotation, cellular component: nuclear pore central transport channel. The record is from RefSeq and is a predicted model, not a curated record. NCBI's taxonomy places the organism in Eukaryota, Fungi, Basidiomycota, Tremellomycetes, Tremellales, Cuniculitremaceae. Gene Ontology annotation, biological process: protein import into nucleus. The coding region runs from base 146 to 520 and encodes 124 amino acids.